CGGUCGCUCAGUCAAUGUUUAGAUCUCCAGUCAAAACUUCACGAGUUUUUCCUGUGAGCUCUGAAAAUAACAAUUCCUUUAAAAUGGCAACCCCUUGACAAAAACAAUAGCAAGGAUGUAGACAGCCAAGCAGUUACUUCUCUGCCGGGAGCUUGGGAUGAUAGUCGGGCAUUUUUAGCCAUGGGAAAUCAACUCACUGGAAUCGCUCCCUCACAGAUUCUGAGUGUAGACCACUAUUUUAGCGACCUCCCCGAUUAUGAGUUCGACCGAAGCUUGGGAAGCACAAGAUUUUUCAAAGUAGCAAGGGCAAGACACAAGGAAGGUCUGUGUGUGGUUAAAGUGUUUGCCAUCCAAGACCCCUCACUGCCCUUGAAGACAUAUCAAGAUGAGUUGACAAAUAUCAAAGUGCGGCUUGGCAAUGCAGCUAAUGUGCUGCCUUUUCAGAAGUCCAUCCUCACUGACAAGGCUAGCCUACUGAUCAGACAGUACAUCAAGGAUAACCUGUAUGACAGAAUCAGCACAAGGCCAUUUCUAAAUCUUGUAGAGAAAAAGUGGAUAGCAUUCCAGCUGUUGUCUGCUCUGGAACAAUGCCACUCUGCCAUGGUCUGCCAUGGAGACAUUAAAACUGAAAACAUCAUGAUCACAGCCUGGAACUGGGCGUUACUCUCUGAUAUAGCUAGUUUUAAGCCAGCCUAUCUCCCCGAGGAUAACCCAGCAGACUUCAACUUCUACUUCGAUACCUCUAGACGGCGCACCUGUUAUGUGGCACCAGAACGCUUCCUGGAUGCUCGACAAGCUGAAUCCCUGGCGACAAGUGGAGUGCCGUUUAGUAUGGGGGAGGUCCAGGGUGGCCCUAGUCUGCCUGAUAUGGAUCUCGUGCAGCAUCGUAAAGGUGACCUUGCCCCUUCCAUGGAUGUGUUCUCUGUUGGGUGUGUGAUCGCAGAGUUAUUCACAGAUGGCAAUAAGCUUUUUGAUCUCUCUGAGCUGCUUGCAUACAAGAAGGAUGACUAUUACCCUACUGCUGGGCUUUCCAAGAUUGAGGACAACAGAAUAAGGGAAAUGGUUGAACACAUGAUUUUGAAGGAUCCUCAGCAAAGACUCACAGCAGUAGAAUACAUGAGAGUUUAUAAAGGUCAAGUUUUCCCGGAGCAGUUUUAUGACUUCUUGAAGGGCUACAUGACAAGAUUUGCCAUCCUCCCUGUCCUGACCUCAGAUGAAAAGAUAAGCAGGAUAAAGCGGGACAUUAAUCAGAUUCUACAAGAACUGCUCCCACCCGGUGACCCAGGAGACUUGAAGCCUGGACAAGACAGAGAUGGCUGCCUAGUCAUAGUAGUCUCCCUCCUGACGUCGUGCAUUCGCACGUGCAAGUACUGCGUAUCAAAGUUGACAGCCCUGGAACUUAUGCUGACGAUAGCGCGCCACGUGAGCGAUGACGUCAUCUUGGAGCGCUUGCUACCGUACAUGCUGUUCUUAGUGAAUGAUCCGCUGCCCCAGGUGCGGGCUCAGGGCCUCAAGACUUUGACUCAGUGUCUACACCUCGUCAGGAAUAUUCCUCGUAGCGAUGCGAACAUCUUUCCUGAGUACAUCCUGCCAAGUUUAUCGUGGCUGACUCAAGAUGCCGAGGUCAUUGUGCGCAUAGCGUACGCAGAGAGCAUAGCAUCACUAGCAGAGACCGCGCUCAAGUUCCUUGAGAUGGCUCAGCUAGACUACGCAAACGCCUCCAUGGAGACCCAAGUUGACGAUGCACCCAUACAAUACCAGGGAAGCUACGACACGGAGUUGCAGGCGUUACAUGAGCUCAUCCAGCGAAAGGUCGUGACUUUACUGAGUGACCCUGAGAAUAUCGUUAAACAGACUCUUCUAGAGAAUGGCAUAACUCGACUGUGCGUGUUCUUCGGUCGUCAGAAAGCCAAUGAUGUACUCUUGUCUCACAUGAUUACAUUCCUGAAUGACAAGCGUGAUUGGCAGCUCAGGGGGGCGUUUUUUGAUAGCAUAGUGGGCGUGGCCGCGUACGUGGGCUGGCAGAGUCUCGCGAUGCUAAGACCGCUACUUGAACAGGGAUUGAGUGACACGGAGGAGUUCGUAGUGUGCAAAGCCCUGAACGCGCUGACGUGUCUGGCUGAACUUGGCCUUCUGCAGAAACCCACGCUGCACGAACUUGUCUCUGAAAUCGUCCCCUUCUUCUGCCAUCCGAAUAUGUGGAUUCGUUAUGGCGCAGUGGGAUUCGUCGCAGCAGUUGCGCGCACCCUCAAUAUUGCGGACGUUCACUGCAACCUUCUGCCUCUUCUCCAGCCAUUCCUGAAGCAGCCCAUCAUACAAGUCGACCAGGAGGUUAUUCUUGUGAGUGUGUUGAAGGAGGCGAUAAACAGAUCAGUGUACGAUUACAUCGUCAAGUCAACACACAUCGCCGCUCUCUUUGACAGCCUCCAGGACCGCCAGCUGAUGCGUAACGUGUGCCGGCCAGGCGAGAGGCCAAGCUACCCUGAGAUCGAGGAGCCUUUAGUGCCAGUCUUCAAGAAACUGCACUCACAGGGAAUCACCGAGGACGAUGAGGACAAACUGCUCUUUCUUAGGGACAUCAUGAUCAAAUUACACCGCUCUAAGGCUAGCAGUGUGAUGGACCAGCCUGGAAAACAUGAAGAUGUUCUACGUGGCGAGAUCGACCUCAAACUGUGCGGAAAAUCCGUGCGCAGGCGACAUGCAGACCUAGUCAAGCAAGUCCCUGACAACGGGGGGACAAUGGGGAAGAAGGGAGGAAGCAAGAACAGAAAAGCGCCUGUUGAGCAGGUCACGAACCCUGAGUGGCAUCAGAUGUUUGGCGUCGUGGAUACUGUUACAGCAGUAACGACAGCGGACAGGCGAGGGUCGCAGCCUGACCUCGCAUCGCGGCCAAAAUCACCGCUCACUAAGACCUACUCUGUACCAGCGGCCGUACAGGAAACUCCUGACGUCACAACACGACCGCGCAGCCCCUCAGGCCCAGUCUCUCCGACGCGCAAUGAGUCGAGUUCGUCGCUAGGUAAACAGGACCAGCCUCAGAAUGGCACGCAGGCGAGGUUUGCGGGAUGUAAGAUCGAGCUGAGGAAGCUGGUUCACCACAAGCGGGAUGAGUUUGCUGCUGAUAUGAAAGAGAAGUCAUUAAUCGGGAGUGUGCUGUCGGAAGGACGAAAGCAGACGCUGCAAAGGUGGUCACCGAAGGGGCUUUUGGUGGCACAUCUACACGAGCAUAAAGCUGCUAUCAACAGACUUCAAGUUAGCCAGGACCUCAUGUAUUUUGCCACCGCCUCGGAUGACGGAACCGUGAAAUUAUGGGAUCUCCAGAAGCUUGACGGGAAGAGCCUGAUCAACAAGUCGAGACAGACUUACAGUAGACAAGGGUGUAAGAUGAAGGCGCUUGUCUUCUGCCAGAGCUCUAGUUCAAUCGCCUGCGCUUCCGAUGAAGGUCUCCUCAAUAUAUUCAGGAUCGAGCAGAGCUCACAGCUACCUCCCACUCGACUACAAGUCUAUCAAAAGAAAAUAAACCGCUCAGAGGAGGGUCACGUGGUCGACAUGGCGCAUUUCGACACUGGUUCCCAAUCCGUUCUCACCUACGCCACGUCUCACGGCUUGAUAUGCGGAUGGGACUUGAGAUCCGGAGCAAUGGCUUGGAAACUAGCGAAUAACCCGGCUCACGGACUCAUUACAUCGUUUGUGGUAGACCCAUGCCACUGCUGGCUCGCGGUCGGCACUAGCACAGGGAACCUGGUCUGCUGGGACCUGCGCUUCCAGCUGCCUAUUACCAGUCUUUCCCAUCCCAGAGGUGCCCGAAUCCGCCGCCUGGCAACCCAUCCGACCGAGCAGUCCUGGGUUGUGUCCGCUGUGGAGGGAAACAAUGAAGUGAGCAUCUGGGACUUAGAGACUGGGGCGAGACGACAAACGCUGUGGGCCAGCAAUACACCACCGCUGUCCCAAACAAAGGUGUCGCCGCAUGCUGUCCACGCACUGUAUUCUAGUCCCGGGGACGCCACGCCCUUCAUCCUCACCGCCGGGUCUGAUCGACGCAUCAGGAUGUGGGAUCUCUCGUACCCAGAGCACUCCCAGAUGGUGGCGGGCGCGGCCACGGACAACCUAAACAGCGUAGUGCUGCAGUACAAGUCAAGACUGAUAGACGGGACGGAAGUUUUCCAGGAGGUCUACUGCAAGCCUCGACAGAGCGUGUUACAUGAGGAUAUGCCACGAAGGGGCCCAGCACAGCCCCCUGUGGGACACCACGAAUGUAUCAAUGACAUUGCCUUCUCAAAGUCGCCCCAGAAUUUUAUAUUAACUGCAGCUAGGGACGGGGUGGUCAAGAUAUGGAAGUGAUGUUGGCUGCAGCUAGGGACGUGUUGGUCAAGAUAUGGAGGUGAUACAGAGUGCAGCUAAGGAAAUGUUGGUCAAGAUAUGGAGGUGAUACUGACUGGAGGUGACUGACUGCAGCUAGGGACGGGGCAGUCAAGAUAUGGGAGUGAGAACGCUGUAAAGUGUUAAAAUAGUAAAUAGCAUUUCAAUAGAAAGAAAGACCGAACUAACAAAUUACAUACUUUGAUAUUUCUCCGCUUUCCCACCCUGAUCAAUAUCGAACUGGAACUCACAAAUAACACCAGCAAAUAGUCUAGUUCUUGUUGCCUGCGCGACAAAAUGCAGCAAUGUUAGCCGAUGCUGCUAUCAGAUAAAAAUCUAGAUUUCAUUUUUUUUAUGUUAUAUGAAAGGUGCUGUGAUUUGUUCGAACAGUCGUUUCAGGAAUAUAGGACAUUGUGACUUCCUUCUUGGGCGGUACUUUAAGAAUAAUUUAUAUUUCAUUCGAGUUUAUUUUUAUAUUAUAUUGAUCACCCAAUUAUGCAAGCGCUUUAUUUUCAUUAAAUCGAAUGAGUUUGUCACAAGGAGUUAGAAUUAGGAAGAAAUGUGCUGUAUAGUAUACGACUAUUCAAUAAGUUGAUAAGCAGAAUAAAAGUAAAAUGAUUUAAA
Nematostella vectensis (starlet sea anemone) is the source of this 4983-nucleotide messenger RNA. Its product is annotated as phosphoinositide 3-kinase regulatory subunit 4. Gene Ontology annotation, molecular function: ATP binding; protein binding; protein serine/threonine kinase activity. NCBI's taxonomy places the organism in Eukaryota, Metazoa, Cnidaria, Anthozoa, Actiniaria, Edwardsiidae. The transcript is spliced from 28 exons. Gene Ontology annotation, cellular component: phosphatidylinositol 3-kinase complex, class III, type II; nucleus-vacuole junction; phosphatidylinositol 3-kinase complex, class III, type I. Gene Ontology annotation, biological process: protein phosphorylation; late endosome to vacuole transport; autophagy of peroxisome. The record is from RefSeq and is a predicted model, not a curated record. Bases 181 to 4341 code for a protein of 1386 amino acids.